This is a messenger RNA of Marmota monax (woodchuck), 6695 nucleotides long. It is a transcript of the gene Naca, whose product is annotated as nascent polypeptide associated complex subunit alpha. The record is from RefSeq and is a predicted model, not a curated record. Gene Ontology annotation, cellular component: cytoplasm; nascent polypeptide-associated complex. Lineage: Eukaryota; Metazoa; Chordata; Mammalia; Rodentia; Sciuridae. The transcript is spliced from 10 exons. The coding region runs from base 312 to 6584 and encodes 2090 amino acids. Gene Ontology annotation, biological process: protein targeting to membrane.
CUAGAAACAGCCCUCAGGGUCAUUGGAUAAAGGAAGUGGCUUCCAACAGCUCCUGACCCGGAAUCGGAUCGUGGCCCCGCCCCCUCCGCGCCAGGCUUCCUUCUGCAACAGGCGUGGGUCACGCUCUUGCUCGCUCUCUUUCUGCCGCCAUCUUGGUCUCGCGUUCUCCGCACAAAAUCCAGAGGAGGUUAAGGGGUCACAGCCUCAGAACCCUAAACACCGUUCUUAUUGUGAGAAGAGGAGUGUUGGGACCCGAGGCGUCCUCUUUCGUCUCCCGUCUCUCAGAAGACCUGGGGGACCCGAGCCCAGAAAUGCCCGGUGAAGCCACAGAAACCGUCCCUGCUACAGAGCAGGAGUUGCCACAGCCCCAAGCUGAGACAGCUGUGCUUCCUAUGCCUUCACCCUUGAAUGUCACUGCUGCCUUAGGGCAGUCUAGACCUACCCUUACCCCUCCUUGCUCCCUGGCCCCCCAACAGUGCCCUCUAGCAGUUGCUAACCAGCCUUCCCCUUUUCCUUCUCCCUCUAGUAUUGCUUCAACCCUUUUUGAAGCUCCUUUUCCCCAGCCAUCCUCUGGAACUGCCAUGCCUUUGGAAACUCUCCCUAACACCCCAACUUUCCUACCGCACCUAAUAGGGCCUCCCAUCUCCCCAGCUGCCUUAGCUCUGGCCUCUCCCAUGAUAGGGCCAACUCUGAAAGGUGCCCAUUCCUCUUCAGCUCCCUUGGCCCUUGUUGCAUUGGCUCCCCACUCAGUUCAGAAGAGUUCUGCUUUUCCACCUAACCCUGUUGCCCCACCUCCAUCAGUUGCUAUGGCUGAGUCAGGGUCAGUGACAUCUCUACCAGCUCCCAUUACUCCCUCAGAACCAAAACCCUCUCCUAUUCAGGUUCCCUCUCAGGUACUCCCUAAUCCAAAAGCUACUACUCCAAGUUCAGCUCCUCCAGGUAUAAUCAGUGCUGUUCCUUCCCAUGUUGGAAAUCCCUUGGCCUCUGUUCAAUCUGGAGUAACCUCCUGUGCUCUGACACCAUGCAUUACUCCCCCAGCCAUUACUUCUCAGAGUAAAAGUAUCCCCAUUUCCUCAGCUCUGAUCCCACAAAACCCAUUAAGCUUCAGCCUGAAGGGGCCUGUUAGUUCACCUUCUACCUUAUCUUUUUCAACCCAGUCUACUCCUGCAGUGACCUCUUCUCAAACUGUGGCUCCUAGCAUCCCACCAGUUUUCCCUAGUUCUCUGGGCUCUCAUCUUACACCUUUACAUCAGGGUUCUUCUAUCCAACCUUUAGGUCAAGCAGUUCCUAGUACACUGUUAAAUCCUGCAGUGAAUACCAUUUCUGUAGAUCAUUCUUCCUUGGGGACCUCUUAUCCAUCUCAGAGAUCUGUGAUUUCUCCCCUUCCUUUGGGAAAUGAGCUGGUUACUGGUACUGUGGCUGCUCUUCCAAUAAGGUCUCCAGCUUCUUCUCUGACUCUGUCUGUUGACAAAGGCCCCUCUACAGUGACUGGCAUAACCUCCUACCCUUCUGGCUCCCCAAUUGUAACUACCGCUACUUCAUUAUCUCCUACAGCCUUGCUCGGUCUUAAAGAGUCUCCUAAUGCCACUCAUCAGCCUCUGGGGACUCAAAUUCUUGCUUCUCCAGGAACAGACUUUAAAGAAACUUCUGUCUCUUCUGUUGGAACCACCCCACUUCUGAUGACUAACCCCUCUAUGAUUUCUGCAGCACCUACUACCUUUGAGGUACCUACUUCUGUGCCUCCUCCAGUUUCAUCAGAUCCCAUAAGUAGUAAAGAACCAGCUUCCCUUGCUGCUUUGGUUAUGUCACCUGUGGCUCAGAAAGAGCUUCUUACUUCUCAGAUAGCAACUACUGUGAGCAUACCAGUCUGUCCUUUGCCAGCUCCUAUAUCUCCCACCCAGACAGGACUCCCUACCAAGGAAGGCCCCACUUCAUUACCUUUGGCCUUCUCAUCUCCCCAGAAUUCCUCCCAAAGUACAUCAUCUUUGGAGAUAAUUUCUCCUGAAACCACUAUAGCAAAGAAAAGCUGUGUAGAGCCUCUCCCUGUAGCUAAGGCAGCCAGUGCUAUUGCCUCUUCUCUGGAUGUUAACUCCUCGACCUCUGUAGUCAAGACAGAUCCUUAUACAAGCCCAGACCCUGAUAUUCUGCUUCUCAAAAGUUCUAUCACUGCUCCAGCAGUGGCUACGUUUCCUUUGGGAAGUGCUGGCCAUAUGGGGGUGGCUUCUACAACUGCCAAAGAUACUUGUACUCUAACUACUUUACCUUUGGUUUCUCCAGCCUCUGAAAGUUGCCCUGUGGCUCCAGCUAUGACUUUAUCCCCUCAGAAUGUUUCUGUUUCUACAGUAGCAUUGACGCUGACUCCUGAAAUUCCUAAGUCUGUGCCCUCUCCCCCCCUUCCCCCAGCUGGGAUUGCUCUGUCCAGGGCAGAGAUAGUUGAUGGUAUUUCUCAGACCUCAUCAUUGGCACCUUUAGUUUCCUCUCCUGUGUGCCCAAAUGAGGACCCCAGUGAUUCUACAUCUUCCAAAGGAAGCAUGACUUCUAUAACUGACUCCGCAUCUCCUUUAGGGACUGGUAUGUCUCCUCAGACUAAAAGAACUCUAAUCAAGAAGGAUUCUCCUAUCCCUGAUGUUCCUGCUGGAAAUCUCUCAUCUUCUGUUUCUCCAGUUGAAGCUUCCUUCCUUCCAGAGGCCAAUAUAUCUAUUCAAGGCCCUAAAGGUUCACUAACCAAGAAGCAUUCUCCCACUCCCAAAGGGGCCUCUACUCCUACAACUGUGCCUCUUCCCUCCCCCAAAAAGGCCCCAGCAGACCCAUCCCCCAAAAGGACUCCUACUCCCCCAGCAGAGACUUCUCCCUCUCCCAAAAAGCCACAAGCAACUCUGGCCCCGAAAGGAGUUCCCAAUCUGCCAGUUGUCACUCCUUCCUCAGUCCAAAAGACCCCAGCAAGCCCAUCUCCCAAAGGGACCCCCACUGCCCCAACUGUGGCUCCUACCUCCUCCAAAAAGGCCCCAGCAGCUACAAACACCAAGGGAACCCCCAACCCCCCAGCUGAGAUUCCUCCUUCCCCAAAAAAGUCUCCAACAGCUACAGCCCCCAAAGAAGCCACCACAGCAAGCCCAUCCCUCAAAGAAACUUCCAGUACCUCAGCUGAGAUUCCUACCUCCCCCCAAAAGGACCCAGUAACCAUAGCCCCUAGUGGGGUCCCCACUGUCCCAGCUAAGACUCCUCCCUCCUCCCCAAAAAAGGUAGCAACAACUGUCCCAGCUGUUACUCUUUCCCCAAAAAGUACACCAGCUCCAUCUUCCAAAGGGUCCCCUGCCCUGCUAGCUGAUGCUCCCUCUCCCAUUGAGGCCCCCACUGCCCCAGCUGUGGCUCCUCACCACAAAAAAAAGACCCUAUCCCCCAAAGGAGUCUCCACUCCCCCACCUGUAACUCCUCUCUCCCCAAAAAAGGCACCAACAAUUUCAUCCACCAAAGGGACCCCAGAAGAGACUCCUUCUUCCACCCAAAAGACCCCAACAAUUCCAUCCCCUAAAGAGGCAACAGUAACCCCAUCCCCCAAAGAGGUCCUCACUCCCCCAGCUGUGACUCCUCCUCCCUCUCCCAAAAAGGCCUCAACAAAUACAGCCCCUAAAGAGGCCACAGUAACCCCAUCCCCCAAAGGGGUCCCCACUUCCCCAGCUGUGACUCCUCCUCCCUCUCCCAAAAAGGCCCCCACGAGUACAACCCCUAAAGAGGUCACAGUAACCCCAUCCCCCAAAGGGGUCCCCACUCCUCCAGCUGGGACUCUCUCCUCAAAAAAAGCACCAACAACUCUGUCCCCCAAAGUGGUCCCCAUUCCCCCAGCUGGGACUCCUCCCUCUCCCAAAAAGGCCCCAGCAAAUAUAUCUCCCACUGAGGUCCCCAGUCCCACAGCUGUGACUCCCACCUCUCCCAAAAAGGCACCAGCAGUUCCAUCCCCCAAAGGGGCCCCCACUUCCCCAGCUGUGAUUCCUACCUCUCCCAAAAAAGUCCCAACAAGUACAGCCCCCAAAGGGGUCUCCAUUCCACCAGCUGUGACUCCUCCCUCUCCCAAAAAGGCCCCAGCAAAUAUAGCCCCAAAAGAGGUUCCCAGCCCUCCAACUGUGACUCCCCUCUCCCCACAAAAGGCAUCAGCAGCUCCAUCCCCCAAAGGGAUCUGCACUCCCCCAGCUGUGAUGCCUCCCUCUCCCAAAAAGGCCCCAGCAAAUACAGCCUCCAAAGGGACCCCAGAUGAGAUUCCUCCUUCUCCCAAAGAGACUACAGUAACUCUGUCCCCCAAAGGGGCCCCCACUCCCCCAGCUGUGACUCCUCCCUCUCCCAAAGAGGUCCCUACUCCCCCAACUGUGACUCAACCCUCCCCAACAACUCCAUCCCCCAAAGGGGCCCCAGCUGAGACUCCUCCCUCUCCCAAAAUUGGCCCAGCAAAUACAGUCCCCAAAGAGGUCCCCACUUCCUCAGCUGUGACUCCCACAACAAAAAAGGCACCAAGUCCCUCCAAAAAGUUACCAACAACCUCAUCCCCCAAAGGGUCCCCAGCUGAGACUCUUCCCUCCCCAAAAAAGGCUCCGACAAGUAAAGCCCCCAAAGAGGCUACAGUAACCCCAUCCACCAAAGGGGUUCUGGCUCCCACAGUUGUGACUUCUUCCCCCAAAGAGGCUUCAGCAAUCCCAUUACUCAAAGGGCUCCCCACCACCCCAGCUAUGACUCCUCCAAAAAAGUCACAAAUUCCAUCCCCAAAAGGGGCCCCCACUCCUCUAGCUGACACUCCUCCCUCUCCCAAAAAGGCCCCAGCAACUGCAGCACCCAAAGAGGCCCCUGCAACCCCAUUCUCCAAGGGGGCCCCCUCUCCCAAAAAAGCCACAGCAACUACAGCACCCAAAGAGGCCUCUAUUACUCCUGUUGUGACUCCUCCCUCUCCCAGAAAACCCCCAGCAAGUACAGCCCCCAAAGAUGCCCAAACAACCUCAUCCCUUAAAGGGGUCCCCACUCCUCCAGUGGACACUCCUCCCUCUUCCAAAAAGGCCCCAGCAACUGCAGCCCCCAAAGAGGCUACAGCAAUCUCCUCUCCCAAAAAGGGCCCAGCAACCACAGCCCCCAAAGGAACUCCCACUCCUCCAGACACUAUUCCCCCUCCUAAAAAGGCCCCAGCCCCCAAAGGGGCCUCUAUUCCCACACCUGUCACUUCUCCCUCUCCCAAAGAGGCCCUAGCUACCCCAUCCUCCAAAGGCAGUCCCACUCUGCAAGCUGUGAAUGUUUUCCCUAAAGAGUCCCCCAUUCUCCCAGGCAUUGUUCCUCCCUCCCCCAAAGGCUCCCCUGCUUCCCCAGUGUCAGUAAUAUGUACCAUGGGGGCCGUUACCCCUGAGGCAUCUGAAGGUGUCCCAGCAAAGAAAGGUCCCAAGGCUCUCAAAGAAGUACUUGUGGCCUCAGCUCCAGAAAAUGAACAAGUCACCACAGUUCCCACUCAGAAAGGCCCAGGAACCAAGAAGAAUUCUGCAGCUUUGCCUAAGUGCUCAGAUCCCUCAAAUAAGAAUGAUACUAAAGGACCCCUUUCUACAGUGACACCAGCUCCUCUACUGACAAUCCCUGUUUCUCCUGCAAAAAGCAAAGAUCCUUUUCAUUCCCCUGAGUCUAAGAUAUCUACCCCUCUAGCAGGAGUUGCCUCUGAGAAGGUCCUUCCUAUAGCUGGAUCAACAUCUGUGUCUCCAGCAACCACCCCACCAGUCUCCCUGCCUCUUGCUCCUUCCCCAGUUCCCCCUCUGCUUCCUAAACAACAGUUUCUGCCGACCUCACCUGGGCUGGUGCUGGAAUCACCCUCUAAGCCCCCAGCCCCUGAUGAUGAGGAUGAGCUGCCGCCUCUGAUUCCCCCGGAACCAAUAUCUGGGGGAGUGCCUUUCCAGUCCAUCCUUGUGGACAUGCCCACCCCCAAACCUGCUGGGAUCCCUGCCCCAACCCCCUCUGCCAAGCAACCUGUUCUGAAGAACAACAAGGGUUCUGGAACAGAAUCUGACAGUGAUGAAUCUGUACCAGAGCUUGAAGAACAAGAUUCCACACAAGCAACCACCCAACAAGCACAGCUGGCAGCUGCAGCUGAAAUCGAUGAAGAACCAGUCAGUAAAGCAAAACAGAGUCGGAGUGAAAAGAAGGCACGGAAGGCUAUGUCCAAGCUAGGUCUUCGACAGGUUACGGGGGUUACUAGAGUCACUAUCCGAAAAUCUAAGAAUAUCCUCUUUGUCAUCACAAAACCAGAUGUCUAUAAGAGUCCAGCUUCAGAUACCUACAUAGUUUUUGGGGAAGCCAAGAUUGAAGAUUUAUCUCAGCAAGCACAGUUAGCAGCUGCUGAGAAAUUCAAAGUUCAAGGUGAAGCUGUCUCAAACAUUCAAGAAAACACACAGACUCCAACUGUACAAGAAGAAAGUGAAGAGGAAGAGGUUGAUGAAACUGGUGUGGAAGUUAAGGAUAUAGAAUUGGUCAUGUCACAAGCAAAUGUGUCAAGAGCAAAGGCGGUCCGAGCCCUAAAGAACAACAGUAAUGAUAUUGUAAAUGCUAUAAUGGAAUUAACAAUGUAACCAUCUGAAAGCCAGGACCUUUUUCUGGUGUUUCAAAAGGAUAACUGCAGCUUGGUUUGAAAUUUGUACUGUUUCUAUCAUUAAUAAAGUUAUGGCUUCUUGUUGGAUGAA